AUGACAUCAAACAUUGUAGAAUCAGUAAAUGCGGUCACAAAGGCAGCUAAGAAUUACCCCAUUGUAUUCUUGCUGGAGUCAUUGCGACAAACAGUAUCUCCUUCCAACCAAACAGUGUUCUCCGUGAGCGAUGAAAGGUCCACAUUUGUUGUUGAUAUUGAGCAACGUACAUGCACUUGCAGGAUGCUACAGGUCAAUUUGAUGCCUUGUCUACAUGCAUUGGCUGUAAUCGCACAUACAAAAAGGGAUACAUAUUCUUACUGUUCCUAUUAUUACACAAAGGAAGCAUAUGUAAAUGCUUACGAAAGUUCGGUAUAUCCUGUUGGAAAUCCAGACGAGUGGAGAGUGCUCGAUGAAGUAGAAUUCCAAAUUAUUUUAGCUCCUAACUAA
Messenger RNA from Olea europaea var. sylvestris, 390 nucleotides. RefSeq lists its product as uncharacterized. The record is from RefSeq and is a predicted model, not a curated record. The transcript is spliced from 2 exons. NCBI's taxonomy places the organism in Eukaryota, Viridiplantae, Streptophyta, Magnoliopsida, Lamiales, Oleaceae. Bases 1 to 390 code for a protein of 129 amino acids. Gene Ontology annotation, molecular function: zinc ion binding.